Messenger RNA from Chiroxiphia lanceolata (lance-tailed manakin), 5081 nucleotides. RefSeq lists its product as uncharacterized. The transcript is spliced from 8 exons. The record is from RefSeq and is a predicted model, not a curated record. Bases 139 to 849 code for a protein of 236 amino acids. NCBI's taxonomy places the organism in Eukaryota, Metazoa, Chordata, Aves, Passeriformes, Pipridae.
GGCAAUAAAUUCGCUGUAACAGAGCUGCUUCUAGCAUUCUGUUGAGUAGAAGUAUCCCAGCAGAGAAAAUAACAGGCAAAAUAAGGACUGGAAAAGAAAGUCAGCUGAGGUUAUCAGUAUUUCUCAGAUGCUCCCAGAAUGCUGCUCCGCUCUGGUCAUAAGAAGCCAUAUGAAGUGUCUCGCCAUCGAAGGCAGUCUGUUAAGACACAACCUAUGCUUAGGAAAAGGAAAACACUUCGUAGAAAUUCAGGCUUCUGUGCAAAACCUUGCUCUGGCUCCGACUUCCCACUGGGCUCUAUUCCCUACUUGUUUAGUCUGCGACAAACAGUGAAAUGUUAUAUACUAACUGAAGACUCAAAAACAGUGCAUUUUGACAUAGAUGAAGAUGGCCAUCAUGAAAUAUCAAUCAAGGAUUCACAAUCCCAUGAAGACAUUGCAUGGUUGAGCGUGUUUACGAGGAAUGAAUCAGAAAUUACUGAUUCUAAAAAUUUGGUGAGCCUCACUCAGAGAUCAAAGCUUAAUGAAUUUGUCCUACUGUGCAAGGGUAAGAAGCGCCUCUCUCUGAAGGUCUUAAAAGCAUCCUGUUCAGAGCCAGAUUGUCCUUCCAUGGAAAGAUGCAACAUGAAAACAUGCAACCAUGAAGAUCCUGACUUCAAACAGCUGAAUGAAGAUAAUAACUUUUUCAUCAUGCAUUGCCAAGGAGAUUCAGUACAGUUCCAAUGCUAUGAAGACAGAAGUUACUAUCUGCAUGUGAAUGACGACUCACUCGAUAUUUGCAAGCUGGAAAACAAAGAACCCAACGAGGACAAAAAUUUUUACUUCAGGGUGUCAUAUUUACAGGAAAAGUAACUUGUCUACCUUUCAGUGGCUUAAGUGCCCACACUCCUAAGAAGAGGAGGAAGUUUGAGAUCAACUAAUUUCUGUUUUGGCUGAAAUCUUACAUUUACGUAAUUUCUGAGUCACCGACAUCUUUUAUUUCUCUACUUUCAACAUCAAAAGAGGAAGGCUAAAUUUGAAAAACAUACCAACUGAUCAGUCUCUGUGUCUUACCUGAACAAUUAUCUUUUCAAGGAUAUGAAAUCUUCUGGAAUAGGAAAAAUACAUGGGGGAUAUUUCAAAGAUGGAAAAAGAAGGAACAUACGUGAAUAUGAACAUAAAAAGUGCAGUUAGUUCUCCCUGUGGUGAAUGUUUUACUUUUUUAAAAAUGUCUAUUAUAACCUCUGAACUUAACAAGAAAACAUUUAGAAGUUAUUAAACGCAUAUGUGCAUAUCCUGACUGACUUUGAGAAAGGAGUGGAAAAGGUGUCUCAGGUCUAACUGAGAAUGAGGGAAGAAGCUGAAAGUUAGAAGAUCCCUCUGCACUUGUAUCUCCAAGUCAUUCCAUACACUCCAUUAUGCAAUUUCAGCAUCUAUCCACCUCUCUAAGAUGUAUACAGAGCAUCAGAUGCACAGUGUGCAGGUAGCUGGAGGGAGACACUGACAGGUGCCUGUGAACACUGGCAGAAAGUUGCUCUGACAUAUUGGCUUCCACCUCUGAAUCCUAGAGGAGAAAUGCAAUCGUGUUCAUCUACAGAGUGCAGAACAACAUCUGAAAAAUAAUUAUGUUCAAAAUAACUGAAUUAAAUAAACACUAGGUGCAUAUGUGUGGAGGAGCAGUAAGAGUACCUAUCUUUUAGCAACAGGAUCUGUCGGUGUGAAAUAGAAGAUGACAACACUUAAAUGUCCAUAGAUCAUACCCUGCAGGGCAUAACACAUUUGAAAUACAGGAGAAAACAAACUAAAAGUGAUCCAGAUAAGUAGGUGUUAAAGAUCUGGUUCUGCACUGCUAUAUAUGGAGUUCCACCAUGAUUUAGUAGCAAUUUUCUGUCAUGUAAGGAAUUUAGGAAUGUACGUGCAAAAAUUAGAGACAUGAUGCAUCUAUGCCAAGAAACUGUUGCUUAGUUGCAGCAAAACAGACUGUAAGAUACACAACACUUGCAGGAAUUGCUCUGUGUAAAUAUCAUCAACAGUGCAUACCUGAAAUAGGAACCCUAAGGUCAAUCAGUUAGUCACACCAAUGAACAUUGCAGUAAGGCAAUUAUCUAUUGUAGACCAAACUUCAAAGGUCUAUAAGAUCUUAAAAGGUUUCGUGGCUUGCUUAGUGUAUUCUUCAAAUAGUGAAAAUAAUUUUGUUUGUUUCAAUGCUGACUGAACAGAUUUUGAGUAUUCUCUAAAUAAUAUUUAAAAAUUCUGGACCUGCCAAGAGCUCAAUAAGUUAGUGGGAAGAAAAAGAAGCCCCAAAACUCUAGGUACUGUUUUCAUCACACAUUACACUAGAAUGAAAUUAUUUUAGCACUACUUAUGAUGUUGCACAAGAAAUAGAUUAGAUUAUGCAACAGGUACAAUAAUUUCACUAUGUGAUACACAAACACUUCAUAGUAAUAUAUUUAUUACUGGCAAUGUGAUCAUCUCACUAAAUUACAAAAAUUUGCUCUCUAGAUGGCAAACUGAUGAAAAGAUAAGUCAUCAUGAAACUCAUACAAAGCACACAAAUGAAAUCAGCUGAUAUCACCACAAAAGUAAUGUUGACCUCAGUGAAUUUUGAAUCUAUUUUAUAAUUAAAUCUUAAAUUAUGGUUAUGUGCAGAAUUUUGUACUUUUACUGUCUACCUUAGAAAUAAGAUUUUUUUUUAACAAUUCAAGGGAAAAAAGCCCUUAUGGAAAACAGCAGCAGUAAUUUUGAAAAGUUUCAGAGUUAAAAUAUAAGAUAGUAGUGUCAUUUAGACAUAUAAGAUAGUAAUGGCACCUUACUAGAGAAACAGAACAAGUGAGAACAGAAGGACACAGUAGAGAGAACAGAAAGACAAACUAGAAAAAAAAAUAGCUAAAAAGUAUGAAAUGGAGAAGAACAAAUAAAAAGUUUGAUAAUAAAGCUUAGAAAGAAUAGUGUGACUCUACGCACAUUCCUUCAUCCUUCUAGAAAACUAAUGAGUAGAAGAGUUAACUACACUAACCCUGCUAAAAGCCUGUAGUUCUCACAUAGCUGAGCAGAGUACCAUGUCUUGAAAUGUCCAUAUCAGUUCCAAAGCCCUUUUAUUACACUACCAAUAAUUUCCCAAAUGAGUGCAAAUUGCAGUUCAAAGAAGUUAUAAUGGUUAUGUUUAAAAACAUCCUUUUAGCCCUAAGCUCACCUCUGGCUGCAUGGUAUUCUACAGUUGUACAGGGAGCUGCAAAUAAGGCUAAUUGAAGUGGUGCCCUAGGAUAUAUGGUAAAGUGACAAGUAUGUGCUGAUAGACAACAGAAAUUUAAUCGAUUGCCAAUCAUUUGAAGCUUUAGCUCCUCAAUAAACAUCGUGUUAACUGUUUAAGUGGCAUAUCAAAUUACCUGUUUUUCCUAUAUGAGAAGAAAUGAAGGAAAACAAAGAGAAAGAAUUAAGUAUAUCUGUCCAUGCAUAUGGGUACUUCUGACUAUUUAGAAAGUCAUAUGUUCCUCAUUAUUCACUGCAGCUGUACUAGAAGUUGCACCACCUCUGAGUCAGGUAUCAGCUUAAUUUCUUUGAUAGCUUACAAAGACAGAAAGUAGUUAAUUAGUAAUUAAUUAUGAGUUUGGCUUGUUUUCAGUUUGAUCUACAUAUACAGCUGUUAUUUAGAAACAGAGGAUAUAUAAUCCAAAGUGCAGUUUCAGAAAACCUAUAAAUUCUGACCUUUGCUGCUUCCUUUACUGGCACCCCCACAUUUUCUGUGUACAAUUAAUUUAAUUAUGUCAUUGUCUUGAAUAAACUCAUAGUAGACUAUUAAUCACACUAAUUUAGUAUUACACUAGUGUUAACUACUAUCAUAUGUUGACUAGUACAUUAUAAAAAAAUAUGUUUUGCAUUUAAAAUGUUGGGCUAUCUUUGCUGACAAUUAAGCUUUACUUUUAAGGUAAGCCUUAAAAUUAUUUUACAUGUUUGAGUCAAGAGUAGAGAAAAUAAUAUUUCAUCCUGUCACACUGAUGUACUUUUGCUAUAACUUUUUUUUCUUUUUCAAAACAAUGGUUUUGGUGUGGUAAAAAUUACCUGUGCUUUUAAAGACCAUCUGACAAACUAUCUAAAGCAUAUCAAUAUCUGUAUGGUACUCAUUCUUCUCAAUUAUCUCUUAUUUAAAUGAGCCUAAUAAUUAACAGGAAUAAUUGCUCAAUGUUUUUGAAACUGGAGCUAACGAAGUGUAAUCUGGAUACAGAACAAGCCCCAGUUCUUGCAUUAGAUGAAAAGAACUCUAAGAUUUGCUCCUGAUGAUCAGAUGGAUCUCAAAGUCAGCCAUGAAUUAGUCAAAAUGUAAUGAUGUGCAUAACAAGUGAAGAGUAACACAUUUCCGUUGACCUCUACCAAGCAGCGGAGCUGACUACAUGAUUUCUGGAGGUCUCUUCCAACCUCAAUUAUUCUAUGUUAACUGCUGGUGAUUCUAUUCUGUAAGAGGAGUUUAUACUGGGAAAAAUCACUUUUGGGAGGAGCCUCGGGAACAUGGAAAUGGGAUAAAAAUACUUUGGGUGAGAAUAAAACAUUUGUUUUUAUGAAAUUUUCCUUUCAGAAGGACACCAAGAUAAGUCCUCAAAUAUGAACCCUGAGUUAUUCUUUGUUGGUAGAUUAUAUUACUGUAAAAGUUAUACAAUGUCUUCUUAAUUCUGUCUCCAGUGUUUUCAUAUUGCAUUAUCUACUUUUUUUGGAGAUAACUCAAAAAUUCAUUCUGACAACAGUAGUUUUACUAUCUGUACUAGAACUAUAAGUUUGUCUCCCUGACUCUUGUUGUAUUCAUAUAUAUACACCUUUCCCAUGUAUUACUGGAUAUAUAUCUUGGUCUGAAUGUACUAGUUUGGUGGAAAUCCACACUUUUUCCCCAUGUUAGAACAGUAAAUAAGCAAAAUGGUUGAAGCUGUGGUAUUGAAGAGUGGCAUCGCUUCUGCGUUUGUAUAGCCUGCAAUAACACUUGCAGUCGCAUGGUACAUUCUGAACCAAAGUUUUGUAAAACAUUACGUAAAAUAAAGGUGGAUACAAAUUUCAUUGUGUACAUUUUAAAUAAACUACAGACAGAAAAAUGACUUAGCCAAUACCAGGCAAGAGCAAAU